Molecule: messenger RNA, 2008 nt
Organism: Caenorhabditis angaria
Lineage: Eukaryota; Metazoa; Nematoda; Chromadorea; Rhabditida; Rhabditidae
Source: the annotation of a GenBank genome assembly
AUGUCAGAAAGUAUCAAUAGUAGCAAUAAUAGUAGUAGCAAAAAAGACGACGGCAAUUCGAAUGCACCGCCUGCAGAUGGAAAAACUGAAAAUGCUCCCGCUGAAAAUCCAUUAGAAACCGGACAAUUUAUCGAUUUAACCAAUGAUUUAUCAACAAAAUCGAUGGAUUAUCAAAAACUAUGUCGAAAUAUUUGGAGAUAUUUGGUGAAUUAUACACCAAACAGUCCGAGACCCACAUGGAAUCCAACAAUUCUUCUCAAAUUAUUGCAAGAUGUUCGAGAAAAAAUGGAUGGAGAAGUAUUGAUUCCGGAGAUUUCGACAACACAAAAACCAACAAUUGUUUUUGGACCGAUUUUUGGGGAAGGAGAUUCGCUGGUCACUUUGAUGAGUCAAGCUGGAAUGCCACCCGAUGUUAAUUAUGUUAUGUUGGGAUGUUAUACUGGAAAGGGUUUUGGUAAGUUUGAUAUUCAACACUCGGAUAACUAGAUUUUCGAAUUCUCUAGUUUCGUCCCAAAUUUUUUUUGAUAAGUCCUACCAAACUGUAAUUUGAAAUCUAUAUUUUUCAGCACCACUCGAAUGCAUUUGCCUUCUGCUCAGUAUGAAAAUGUUAUAUCCCACAAAUAUGUAUUUAUUAAAGGGACAUCAUGAAGAAUCGCUGUCUCUUGAAAUGCUCAAACUUGGUAAUUGGCUUCAGUUACGUGGAAUACCUCUAAACACUCCUGAACAUCAACAAAUCAUCGACGAAAUGAAGAAAUCGUGUUCCGCAUUUUCGCCGGCUGCAUUUUUGGAUUCACGUAUUUUGUGUAUGGCUGGUGGUCCGGGACCAUUGUUGCGAAAAAAGAAUGGACUGAAGAAAUUGAUGAAAAUGCAGCGAAAAUUGAAAUAUUCGGUGAAAGAGAAGAAUUUAUUGAUGGAAUCGAGUUGGUCGGUGAUGAUAUUGAAUGAGGCGCAGAAAGAGAUGCAUGGAAUGCCGUAUUUUACACCAGUAAGUGAAUAUGGCCUAGGAAUUUCAUUCGAUUUUUAGUCCGCCGAAAAAAUUUCAUUCAAAAUGUAGAAUUUUGGCUCACAUCAAAAUUUCUACAUUUUUUUUUCGAAAAAAAAAUCAAAAAAAAAUUUCAUUCAAAAUGUAGAAUUUUGGCUCACAUCAAAAUUUCUACAUUUUUUUUCGAAAAAAAAUCAAAAAAAUUUCAUUCAAAAUGUAGAAUUUUGGCUCACAUCAAAAUUUCUACAUUUUUUUUUCGAAAAAAAAUCAAAAAAAUUUCAUUCAAAAUGUAGAAUUUUGGCUCACAUCAAAAUUUCUACAUUUUUUUUCGAAAAAAAAUUCAAAAAAAUUUCAUUCAAAAUGUAGACUUUUGGCUCACAUCAAAAUUUCUACAUUUUUUUUCGAAAAAAAAUUCAAAAAAAAAUUUCAUUCAAAAUGUAGAAAUUUGCCUCACAUCAAAAUUUCGACAUUUUUUUUCGAAAAAAAAAAUCAAAAAAAAAUUCAUUCAAAAUGUAGAAAUUUGGCUCACGUCUAAAUUUCUACAUUUUUUUUUCGAAAAAAAAUUCAAAAAAAAAUUUCAUUCAAAAUGUAGAAAUUUGCCUCACAUCAAAAUUUCUACAUUUUUUUUUUCGAAAAAAAAUUUCAAAAAAAAAAACAUUCAAAAUGUAGAAAUUUGCCUCACAUCAAAAUUUCUACAUUUUUUUUUCGAAAUUUUAUUUUUUUUAUUUUCGCAGCCGUAUAAAAUCCAAAUUUUUCCAGGAACAAGCCUCUGAAUUCUGUCAAUCGAAUAAUUUGCACUGUCUAAUUCGUGGUCGCCAACUUGUAGAUCAAGGUUUUUUGAACAAACCAAAAGAUGUGAUAACAAUCAUCUCAGCUGUCGCAUAUUUGGAUAAUUUUCGAAAUUUUGCGGCUGUUUUGAAGAUUCAAGGACCAAAAGGAACAAUUAUUCGAUAUAAAAUGGAAGAAGGCGAACAAUUAUCAUUAGAACUUGUGAAACCAGGAAUUGGUAGAAAUGUUGUCGCAUGA